Molecule: messenger RNA, 1497 nt
Organism: Lotus japonicus
Lineage: Eukaryota; Viridiplantae; Streptophyta; Magnoliopsida; Fabales; Fabaceae
Product: putative serine/threonine-protein kinase
Exons: 6
Coding region: 149-1261 (370 amino acids)
Biological process (GO): protein phosphorylation
Molecular function (GO): ATP binding; protein kinase activity
Source: RefSeq, a predicted model, not a curated record
UGAACACCUACCAGCCGUGUUUUCUUCACUGUUCUCUUCAAAGAUAUUCCUUCUCAAUUCUUCACACGCUCUCUGAAACCUCCAUAUAUAUAAAGCACCCAAGUCCUAUAUCCAAGGUAUAUAGCUUGACUUACACCUUUCAUUAUCCAUGAAGAUUCCCUUUAUCAAUUGUUUCUCUGCAUCAUCCAUUGAACAAACCAACAAUGAUAUUCAAGAGGAAGAAAAUAAUGAUGGAAGCUUUCGUUUAUUCACUUACAAUCAAUUGAAAUCUGCUACUGCUAAUUUUAGUGACAAGGUUGGAGAAGGUGGAUUUGGCUCUGUCUACAAGGGGAGGCUUAGUGACGGCUCUUUUGUGGCGUUGAAAGUGCUUUCCAUUGAGCUAGGAUCCAUGCGAGGAGAGAAGCAAUUUGUGGCAGAAUUGGCUACAAUGUCAAAUAUCAAGCACCAAAAUCUAGCCACCCUUCGAGGGUAUUGUGUAGAAGGAGCACACCGAUGCUUGGUCUAUGAUUACAUGGAGAACAACACCCUUCACCACGCUUUCUUAGGUUCAGAGGAGAGAAGGAUGAGAUUCAACUGGGAAGCAAGGAAGGAAAUAUCCAUAGGUGUGGCUAGGGGGCUUGCUUUUCUCCAUGAGGAGGUGAAGCCUCAUAUUGUUCAUAGAGACAUCAAAGCCAGAAAUAUUCUUCUUGAUAGGAAUUUCACACCAAAAGUUUCAGACUUUGGUUUGGCAAAGUUACUUAGAGAUGAAGCAUCUUACAUCAGUACUCGAGUUGCAGGGACAUUGGGUUAUCUAGCUCCAGAGUAUGCCAGUUCAGGACAGUUGACAAGAAAAUCAGAUGUAUAUAGCUUUGGGGUAUUACUUUUGCAAAUUGUCAGCGGCCAAGUUGUUGUAGAUGCCUAUCAAGACAAUGAAAGUUUCAUUGUAGAGAAGGUGUGGGCAGCUUAUGAAGACAACAAUCUAUUAAAACAAGUGGAUCCUGUGCUUAAUGUGAACGUUCAAGUGGAAGAGGCUGUAAAAUUCCUUAAAGUGGGGUUGCUUUGUGUGCAAGAAAAUGCCAAGCUUAGGCCAAGAAUGUCAGAGGUUGUUGAGAAGUUGACCAGCAACGUUGAUAUUAUAAAAGAUGUUUGCAUCACAAAACCAGGGCUUGUUGCUGAUCUGAGGAACAUUAGAAUAAGGGAACAAGUGACAUUGAGCUCGCCACAGGAAUCAAGUGAUGCUGGAGAAAGGUCCAUUUGGAGUACGGCUAGUCUUGCUCGUUAAUUAGAUUGAGCAUUAAGGGUGUAUUUGUAUUUUUGUUGGCAUAGAUUUCAAGUCGAUUUGAAUGUGUUUUUGACCAAUUCAUUACUCUUGUGUCAAACAAGUGAGUGUAAUUUUGGUUAAUUUGAAUAUAAAUGCAAACACACAUAAAUGUUUAGGAAUAGGAUCAUGACUAAUUGGUUUUGUACGACAUUGCUUGAUAAAUUUUGUUGAAAUGUUUAUAAUCCUUAUUUGUUCUU